AUGGGACAUCAUGAAAUAGUACUUGAUAUUGAUGUUAAACUCCCGAGUCAACAGCAAAACACAACAGCUAAUGAUGAACAAAAAGAACAAAGUAUACAAUUUGCCGAUUUAAGUGAACUUCGUGAUCGCGCACGUCUACUCGAAUAUUCUAGUAAUGUACAAAAGACUGAUAAUAAUCAACAUGAUGUGGAUAAAUUGCGUAAAUUCAUUCAAUUGGUCAGUGUUAUUGAAACAACUUUAGAAACACUAAUAACCUUAUAUACGACCUGUCAUCCGUCAGCUUCAAAAUUUCUGAUGCCAGAAAAACGUUUCUUAUGUACAAAUGGAAAUUAUGAUCAAUUAAUACAAAACAAUACAACAAUAACUAAUUUACUUGAUAAUUGGGAAAAGAAGUUGUUUUCUAUGUAUGAAAUAUAUAGUCAUUUGACAUACUUAACAGAUGAUCAAUUUCGGCUUAUUGAAGAUUUUAUUUACAAUCCAUCAACAUCUUCAGUUUCUCAUCCCGAUUAUCAUCUUCUUGAUUUAUUGAUAUUGAUCCAAAAUUAA
Messenger RNA from Rotaria sp. Silwood2, 546 nucleotides. The record is from the annotation of a GenBank genome assembly. Lineage: Eukaryota; Metazoa; Rotifera; Eurotatoria; Philodinida; Philodinidae.